AUGCAACUGUCUUUCGCUUUGGCCCUUGUAGGCGCUGGUGCGGUCGCAGUCUCCGCGCAGAGUGAGUUUCUGGAGGGUUCACCAUUAGAUUGGUCUGGCCAAGGCCAAAAGUUGCAAAGCGCGUGAAAGGAAUGAGGAGGCGAGGUGCUGGUGAGAUCCAUGACCAGUGGACGCAUCCGAGCAUCGUUGCACAUGGCGGCAUUUCGCACAAGAGUCUUGUUGGUGCGAUGGAGACAAUCUGCGGUCAGAAGUUGCGUCCUCGCAAGAUCGCGCUUGCGAUUCAUCCCAUGUCGAAUGCCACGCAAGGUAUGCCUACCUUACGUUUGCCGGCUCUACGCUUACCCAUCGUUGCCCACUCCUCCCACUUCUUCUUCUCUAGACUUGACUACCUACUCGAUGCUGGCGCCAGCCACCACACCACGAAUCCUGUCCACCGACACUGCUUUCACACCACCUGUCACCUCCUCGGCAUCUGGCACUAUCCCCACGCCACAAGCGACGGUCAAGUCGUUUGACUGGAGCUCGGCUGCAUCAGCAGCCGCCACCUCGGCUGCAAACCGAACCGCAUCCUCCAACUUCACCCUGCCAUCUGCUACGGCUACUGCACCUUGGGUGGCCAAUCUUGUGGUCCAGCAAUCCAAUCCUUACGUUUUCCAACAGCUCGACACGACUGACCUUCCCACUCUCAACUGGAACCUGGCCAACGAGACGGUGAUCAACCGUGAAGCUAUUUGCGCGCAGCAGACCAAGUUCUGUGCCACCGCUGGAUGCGCAGAGGAAGGUGCGGUGAUCAAGGAGAACUUCUGCGACGUGCAGAAUCUCGGUACUCGCUGCACUUGCGACAAGGGAGCCACCAACCUGUCCCAGUACAAGUGGCCCGUCCAAUUUGCGGACUGUCUUAACAGAGCGACUGCUUGCGGCGAUGCUUGCGCAUUGCCCGGCGGAACGACGGCGGCGAGGACAGCGUGCAAGAAGGCUUGCCAGAGCAACUUCCGCGAGACUUGCGGUCUGCCAGGACAGUACAGCGCCAACUACGCCGUCAACAAGCAGGGAGACAAGCCCAACCUCAAGAUGAUUCAAGGUGGAUCGGCUGGCGACUCUGCCAAUGCCGUCCGUACCAGCGUCGCCACAUUGUUCGCAGCUGCCGCCGUCGUCGCUGUCGUGCUGGCAGCAUAA
Messenger RNA from Ceraceosorus bombacis, 1176 nucleotides. NCBI's taxonomy places the organism in Eukaryota, Fungi, Basidiomycota, Exobasidiomycetes, Ceraceosorales, Ceraceosoraceae. The record is from the annotation of a GenBank genome assembly.